This is a messenger RNA of Cotesia glomerata, 2011 nucleotides long. RefSeq names its product inosine-5'-monophosphate dehydrogenase (gene ras). Gene Ontology annotation, molecular function: IMP dehydrogenase activity. Lineage: Eukaryota; Metazoa; Arthropoda; Insecta; Hymenoptera; Braconidae. Gene Ontology annotation, biological process: GTP biosynthetic process. The transcript is spliced from 2 exons. The record is from RefSeq and is a predicted model, not a curated record. Gene Ontology annotation, cellular component: cytoplasm. Bases 258 to 1820 code for a protein of 520 amino acids.
UAAGAUAUCCGCGCAAUGUGCAUUCGGUCACUUUGCCAGAGUAUCUAGUGAGGUGUAUAUCGGGCGCUAAAUUAAAAAAAGCACGUGUUAGUAUUAAAUAAAAUAGUUAUUUACACCAUCUUCCUGCCUGUGAAAAAAAAAUCAAUACGCCUUGUAUUUUAUAAAUAAACAAACAGUAAGAACAACAAAAAUUAACGUUUAAAAAUUUAAUUGUCAAUUUAAAAAAAACGAGAAUCAGUAUCAAUAAAUAACAAACGAUGGAUAUUCCGGCUGCUAAAAUUGAAGACAUGGAGCUUUCUGACGACGGUUUGUCUGCAAACAAAUUAUUCACAGCUGGUGAGGGACUCACGUACAAUGAUUUUAUUAUUCUGCCCGGGUACAUCGACUUCGUCGCUGAUCAAGUCGAACUGGUGUCUCCGUUGACGAAAAAGAUUGGCUUGAAGGUUCCGCUGGUCUCAUCACCGAUGGACACCGUCACCGAGUCGGACAUGGCUAUCGCGAUGGCACUCUCUGGAGGCAUUGGUAUUAUACAUCAUAAUUGCACUCCUGAGUACCAGGCUGCUGAAGUUCACAAGGUAAAAAAAUACAAACAUGGUUUCAUCAGAGAUCCAGUAGUUCUUUCGCCAACUGACACAGUGCGAGACGUGUUGAAUGUAAAAGCGGAGCACGGAUUUUGCGGGAUACCAAUAACAGAAAACGGUAAAAUAGGAGGCAAGCUGGUAGGAAUCGUGACAUCAAGGGACAUCGAUUUCUUGGAGGACUCAUCUAGCCCUGAGAAAACAAAGCUAGAGUCUGUGAUGACCAAAUCGCAAGACUUAAUCACCGCCAAGUUGGGAGUGACAUUGCCGGAGGCUAAUUACAUUCUAGAGAAGUCUAAAAAGGGUAAACUACCUAUAGUGAAUGACAAAGGCGAGCUGGUGUCGCUGAUGGCUCGGACGGACUUGAAGAAGAACAGAAGCUACCCAAUAGCCAGCAAGGACGAGAACAAACAGCUGUUGGUCGGCGCAGCCAUCGGAACGCGAGAGACUGACAAAGAGCGUCUCAAAUUACUAGCAUCCGUAGGAGUCGACGUGAUAGUCCUGGACUCUUCUCAAGGAAACUCGAUCUACCAAAUCGAGAUGAUCAAGUUCAUAAAAAAAGAGUACCCGAAAUUGCAAGUGAUUGCUGGGAAUGUAGUGACGACAAUGCAAGCCAAGAAUUUGAUCGAGGCUGGUGCUGACGGACUCCGCGUGGGCAUGGGCUGCGGGUCUAUCUGCAUCACCCAGGAAGUCAUGGCUGUAGGACGGCCUCAGGCUACUGCUGUCUACAAAGUAAGCGAGUACGCGAACAAGUUUGGAGUUCCAGUGAUCGCUGACGGAGGGAUCCAGUCUCUGGGACACAUCAUCAAGGCUCUCAGUCUUGGAGCGAGCACUGUCAUGAUGGGAUCAUUGCUAGCUGGUACUUCUGAGGCCCCCGGCGAGUAUUUCUUCAGCGACGGCGUUCGUUUGAAGAAGUACCGUGGCAUGGGAUCUCUGGAAGCGAUGAACAAGAAAGACGCCAAGGGUUCUGCUAUGGAUCGAUACUUUCACAACGAAAUGGACAAGAUGAAAGUCGCCCAGGGCGUCAGUGGGUCGAUCGUUGACAAGGGAAGUGUCCUCAAGUUCUUGCCCUACUUGCAGUGCGGUAUCAAACACGGCUGUCAGGACAUCGGAGCCAGAUCCCUUCUGGCGUUGCGGGAAAUGACCUACAGUGGCAAGCUCAGAUUCGAGCGGAGAUCUCCUUCUGCUCAACAGGAAGGCAAUGUACACAGUCUCUUCUCCUACGAGAAAAGACUCUACUAAUAAUUCAUUUUAAAGUCCUUUAUCCAUCGUACCUGUCUCUGGUUCCUGUCUGGAGCUAUAGAAUAUCACCUUUUAAAUUUUUUCUUCUGAAAAUUCUUUUAUUUUCAUGCGGGUAACACAUACAAUUUAUUAUACCAUUUAUUUUUUUAAAUGAAGAUUAAUUUAGCAGAUAUUUGAUUAUUUUUUUUACA